AUGCUGCCAAGUAUCCCUGCUGGAGGCAAGACAUUAGUCUACUCAACUGUAGACGGACAUGACAUUAAGCUAGACUAUUACUUGCCCUCUAAACAGGAGGGAUGUCUGCCAGCGGUGAUCUACUAUCACGGGGGUGGAAUGACAGCCGGGUCGCGCCGGAGUAUAGGUUUCCAACACUGGUUAUACGGCGAAGGCUUCCAAAAGGCGCUCCCAGAGUCCACCUCACUGGACACUAGUCGGAUAGCAGUCACCGGCUUCUCCGCCGGCGCCUAUUCCGCCCGUGCAGCAUGUGUGUACGCCACUCCAAAGCCAGCAGUUCUUCUGACAGGCUAUGGAAGCGCGGGCGACUGGCUUUUGGAUCACUGGACCACCGGCCGGCCGCCGACCUCCAUCGCCAAGCUCGUUGAUCUCAACGAGGUCCCUAACCUACUUGCGGACAAGACGGUUGUGAGCGAUGAUACGCCGGAGAGUGGCAUUAUGUCCAACCGCUUCGCUCUUACUGUUCGGUGGGAGCUGGACGGCACGUUCCUCGACGGUUCCCUUGGUAGGCCUGGCUUGGGGGCGAAGCUGAAUAAACUGGACUAUGCAGAAAGAGCUGCAGCAAUCCCAGAGGACCUGAAACCGGCAUUCCUGCAGUUGUUUGUCACCGAAAACUAUCCCCCUUCGGUGUUUGUGCAUGGAACAGCCGAUGAAGUCGUUCCUGACCAGGAGAGCAAGCAUCAUUAUGAACAGUUAAAGAAGCUUGGGGUCAAGACAGAACUACUGCUUGUGGAGAAUGGACCACACGGCUUGGUAGAUUUUAGUUCUGGGAUACCGCCGCGUCCCGCCAAGGGGUCAGUGGAGGCUUAUGGCAGAGCUCUGGAGUUUGUUACGGAGGUGUUCAAUGCUGUCUGA
Aspergillus oryzae RIB40 is the source of this 894-nucleotide messenger RNA. Its product is annotated as alpha/beta hydrolase family protein. Lineage: Eukaryota; Fungi; Ascomycota; Eurotiomycetes; Eurotiales; Aspergillaceae. Bases 1 to 894 code for a protein of 297 amino acids. The record is from RefSeq and is a predicted model, not a curated record. The transcript has 2 exons.